Silurus meridionalis is the source of this 5020-nucleotide messenger RNA. It is a transcript of the gene zfr, whose product is annotated as zinc finger RNA binding protein. Gene Ontology annotation, molecular function: single-stranded RNA binding; zinc ion binding; double-stranded RNA binding. The record is from RefSeq and is a predicted model, not a curated record. Bases 81 to 3335 code for a protein of 1084 amino acids. Gene Ontology annotation, cellular component: precatalytic spliceosome. The transcript has 19 exons. NCBI's taxonomy places the organism in Eukaryota, Metazoa, Chordata, Actinopteri, Siluriformes, Siluridae.
AGAUUCUACAUCCGGGUACGACGCAUUCAUAUAAAGCCAGCAGCGUUCGCAGUCGGAGGUUGUCAGAGAAGUGGAAGCCAAUGAUUCCCAUAUGUCCAGUGGUCUCCUUCACCUAUGUGCCCAGCCGGCUAGGUGAAGAUGCCAAAAUGGCUACCGGCGGCAAUUACUUUGGAUUUACCCACGGUGCUGCUGCGCAGUACAGUCAGCAGCCGGCCGCUGGAGUAGCCUACACUCAUCCUACCACAGUGGCCAGUUACACCGUGCAUCAGGCACCAGUGGCUGCUCACACUGUAGCCGCGGCCUAUGCCCCGACCGCUGCUACCGUCGCUGUAGCCAGACCUGCGCCUGUCGCUGUCGCAGCAGCAGCCACUGCAGCAGCUUACGGAGGAUACCAACCUGCCCACGCAACCACAGACUACAGCUAUGCCCAGCGCCAGCCUGAAGUGCCCCCACCACCGCCGCCUGUCACCUCACAGAAUUACCAGGAUUCCUAUUCUUAUGUUCGGUCAUCAGCUCCAGCUGUAGCCUAUGAUGGUAAACAAUACUACCAGCAACCCACAGCUACAGCAGCUGUAGCAGCAGCUGCUGCCCAACCGCAGCCCACGGUGGCUGAGACCUAUUACCAAACAGCCGCUAAAACUGGAUACAGCCAGGGCGCCACGCCGUAUACGCAGACUCAGCAGACUCGUCAGGUGACCGCCAUAAAGCCGGCCACGCAAAGUCCAGCCACCUCCACCUUCUCAAUCUACCCAGUGUCCUCCGCCGUGCAGCCGGUGGCAGCAGCAGCUGCUGCAGCCUCCGUGGUCCCGUCUUAUUCCCAGAGUCCUACAUAUAGCACCAAUGCCGUCACAUAUUCAGGCACCUCAUAUUCAGGUUAUGAGGCAGCCGUGUACUCCGCGGCGUCCUCUUACUACCAGCAACAACAGCAGCAGCAGCAGCAACAGCAGAAGCAAGCGGUUGCAGCUGCAGCAGCCACUGCUGCCUGGACAGGAAGCACGUUUACUAAGAAAACACCCUUCCAGAACAAAACGCUCAAACCCAAACAACCGCCGAAACCACCACAAAUACACUACUGCGACGUGUGUAAGAUUAGCUGCGCUGGGCCGCAGACGUACAAGGAACAUCUAGAAGGCCAGAAACACAAGAAAAAGGAGGCGGCGCUAAAGGUCUCUCAGAGCAGUAAUAGCAGCAGUGGUGGCAGCAGCUCAACUCGCAGCACACAGAACCAACUUCGCUGUGAACUUUGCGACGUUGCCUGCACUGGGGCAGAUGCCUAUGCUGCUCACAUCCGUGGAGCUAAACACCAGAAGGUUGUAAAACUCCACACCAAACUCGGAAAACCCAUUCCUUCUACAGAGCCGAGUGUGGUGACUCAGAACUCCACAUCCUCCACUGCAGCCCCCAGUAAAACAGCCAGUGCUGCCAUCAGCAGUUCCACCAGCAGCACUCCAUCUGCCAUGAACAUCUCUUCCUCCACCGGCUCCAAUUCCUCCUACCUGAAACCCCUCGGCAUGGUUAACAACACUUCGUCCUCAGCUGUGCAGGGCAAGAGUCCUGCUAACAGCAGCAUUUCCUCAACCGCUGCCACAAUCAAGAAAACCAACACACCCAAGAUAAACUUCAUUGGGGGAAACAAGUUACAGACCACAGGCGUUAAGAUGGACGAGUCAAAAGUUGAGGCAGCCAAACCUAUACAGACCUCGUUCAGCACACAGUCGCAGGAGGUUAAAAACGACAGUCCUGAUCCCAUGUCCCCUCAGUCAGCACUGGCAGCUUUGCAAAGUGAUGUUCAGCCUGUUGGACAUGACUACGUUGAAGAGGUUCGUAAUGAUGAAGGAAAAGUCAUUCGGUUCCACUGCAAACUGUGCGAAUGCAGUUUUAACGAUCCCAACGCGAAGGAAAUGCAUCUCAAAGGGAGGAGACAUCGUUUGCAAUACAAGAAAAAAGUAAACCCAGACCUCCAGGUGGAAGUGAAGCCCAGCAUUCGAGCCCGGAAGAUACAAGAGGAGAAGAUGAGGAAACAAAUGCAAAAGGAAGAAUACUGGCGACGCCGUGAAGAAGAAGAGCGCUGGAGGAUGGAGAUGAGGCGCUAUGAGGAGGAUAUGUACUGGAGACGAAUGGAGGAAGAGCAACACCACUGGGAGGAGAGGCGUAGGAUGCCUGAUGGCGGUUAUCCACAAGGUCCACCAGGACCUCCUGGUCUGCUUGGGGUGAGACCUGGAAUGCCCAUCCCACAGCCGCAAGGCCCUGUGCCUCCACGGCGCCCUGAUUCUUCCGACGAUCGUUAUGUGAUGACGAAGCAUGCUGCUAUUUACCCCUCUGAAGAGGAGCUCCAAGCCAUUCAGAAGAUUGUGUCAAUCACCGAACGUGCCCUCAAGCUCGUAUCAGACAUCAUUACUGACCAAGACAAGGGCAAAGAAGAGGACAAAGACAAAAAAGAGCCUCCCAAAGACAGAGCACUGAAGGGAGUGAUGAGGGUCGGUGUUUUGGCCAAAGGACUGCUCCUGCGUGGAGAUAAGACGGUCAACCUUGUUCUUCUUUGCGCUGAGAAACCCACCAAGAGUCUGCUGUCACGAAUUGUAGAGCAUCUACCUAAACAACUAGCACUUGUCACACCAGAAAAGUAUGAAGUGAAAGGCUCGGUCCAAGAAGCUGCAAUCAUCCUGACUUCCUCUGCUGAGCCCAAGAUGCAGGUGACAAUCACGUUGACCUCGCCAGUCAUCAGAGAGGAGAACACCCGGGAUGGAGAUGUAACCUCGGGUAUGGUGAAAGACCCAGCGGACGUCUUGGACAGGCAAAAAUGCCUUGACGCUCUGGCUGCCCUACGCCACGCUAAGUGGUUCCAGGCUAGAGCCAAUGGACUCCAAUCCUGCGUAAUUGUUAUUCGUAUCCUGCGUGACCUUUGUCAGAGAGUACCCACCUGGUCUGCUUUUCCAAGCUGGGCCAUGGAACUGCUUGUGGAGAAAGCCAUCAGCAGCGCGUCUGGACCGAUGAGCCCUGGUGAUGCGCUGAGACGGAUAUUUGAAUGUAUCGCUUCUGGCAUUCUGCUCCCUGGUGGCCCAGGCUUAAUGGACCCCUGUGAGAAAAAUCCAACAGAUACCCUGGGGGCAAUGGAGGAGCAGCAGAGAGAGGAUAUAACGUCUAGUGCGCAGUUUGCCCUGCGUCUCUUGGCAUUCCGUCAGAUCCAUAAGGUUCUUGGCAUGGACCCCUUGCCUCAGUUGAACCCACGCUUCAACGUGAGGAACAAUCGCAAGAGGAGGCGAGAUAACAGCGAUGGCACGGACGGAUUCGAGGCCGAGGGAAAGAAGGACAAGAAGGACUUUGAUGGCUUCUAAGAAAGCUUCACAGUCUCCCCCAUACCUUGUUCAACGUUUCUGUAUUCCAGUGGUGCGAAAGCUGAUUUCUUGUGGGUGUAUGCUCAUUGCUGCUGCUCAGUAAGAAUUUUCUGGCUCGUAAGAAGUCAGUUUAACAUCUUGAUGGCUAUCGGUUAGCUUCUAGUGCACAUAAAUGACACACGAUGGCAGCUUGGUCACCGUUAAGCUUCAUUUCAACAUUAUUUACUAAAAAAAAAAAAAAAUUAACAUGCACACAAUUAUUUUCCAACGCAGCAGAGUAAAAGAGCCUGUAACUGGAUUUAAUUUGAGACUGAUAGUUUAUUGUUCUAAUCAUUUGUGAUACUAAAUUGAUGAGGUUUUUUGCUUGUGCCGACCGUAAUUGUCAGGUUAGUUGUACACUCUGGGAAACAUUCUUCUAGUCUGAUGGUGUUUAACAUAUUUCAAGAUUUUGAGGUAAAAUUAACUUUCAUUUAAUAUUCAAAUAAACAGAAUUAAUAUAAAAAUAUGACUAAUAAAACGGGUUCUGUUUGCAGCAGCUGUCAAAUAAUGUUAAAUCAACCAUGGAGAGUCGGAGAUUCAUUUGAACUCUGAAGUCAUCUCAAACUCUGUUUUUAAAGGAAAAAAGAAAAGAUUACCCAUACAGUAGAAAUGAUUUAGACUUUUGUGCAUUUUAAGUAAGCCUUUUUUUUUUUUUUUUUUAUUUUUUUUUUUUCCCCGAUAUAUAUUUGUGUGUUUAACAGAGACAUUCCUCAUAACCAUAAAGCCUACGCUAAACUGUAACCCAUUCAUUGUGUGUAAUGAAUGGUGACUGGGCAUUUACUUAUAAAUUCGCUGCGCUAAUAAAACCUGCCGGUUCCCUUCACCUAGCGAUUGCCGAUGUACAUCUUUGGCUAUGUGUGAAGAAGGGGGGAGGGGGAAAAAAACCCUUUCUAAUCUUUUUAUGCUUAAUGCAAAUGAGGUGGAAUCCUUUUUUUUUUUUCCUCAAUUUGUUUGCAAGCUUCUGUUGCUUUGCUGUAAAAUGCUGAUUUCUGAGAGCAGACUUGGGCCCUGUAUAAAAAAAAAAAAAUGCUUGCUGCCCCCAUUUUCAGUAGUUCCUAAUUCGUUUCUGUAUUAGACAACAACAGAUACUUUAGAAAUAACCACAGCAUUUACAUGAGCAUGUCCCUAUUUUUUCCCCCCAUUGUGUUUCUAGUUUUUAAAGGAAAUGCCAGGCAUAGAGGGAGACAUUUAAAGCCUAUGUUUGACACAGAGAUCACUUAUUUGUAAUAGGCCCAAGUCUCUCUCAAAUCUUGUGUUCAUAGUGCUGUAAUCCCUAAAUCUAGAAGUGUACAUAUGCAUAUAAUCAUAUGUAGCUAUGUGUAGGCUAUGUUUGACCUUUAAUAUAUGAACAUAUAUCUAAUCUUGCAAUCAAGCUUCAAGAAAUUGUAUAAUUUUUAUGAAAGCAUGGCAGUGUUCAGAGUUUUGAUUUUUUUUGUUUUAUUGUUUUAUCUGUUUAGAUGAGCAGCUGCUUGCUCAUCACUUGUUUCACUAUUCAUUGUUUAAAAAAAAUCUAUUCAAGGGUAAAAAGAUGGGAAAGUGUUGGUUCUGUGUUUGUAAUUGCAGAUGUAGAUUGAUUCUUUCAGUAGACUGUCAUCCACCAUCAUGGUACUACUGCAUAACUAUAGACAAUAAAAACCUUCACUGAA